AAUCACUCGGUGCAUGCUCUCCGUGGUGUGUGCAGCAGCAGCGCGGGGUCCACGUGGAUCCGCAGCACCAUGAGUUCCUACCAGUUCGUCAACUCGCUGGCCAACUGCUAUGGAGGCGGCCAGCAGCAGAGAGCGGCGGCGGCCACGUCAAGCGCCGCCGGCCCGCAGGAUCAGACGGCCCUGGCUGCCGUGGCCGCCGUUCACGCGGCCGCCAAUCAGGACUACUACGGCGGCGGCUACCCGGGGGCGGCCAACUGCUACUCGCCCCAGGUGUCGCCGCAUUACGGCCCCUACGCCCCCGCAGCCGCCUCCACCCCCCAGACGCACCCUUCGCUGACGCAGGGUGGCACCGCGGCCGAAUACAACCCACAGUUGGCCGCCGCGGCGGCCCAUCAGCGGCUGACGGCCGCCACCAGUCUCCAGAGCAACACAUCCCCGGGGGCUCCGACGCCCCCGUCGGCCACCCCUGUCAGCUCGUGCAAGUACGCCGACUCGACGGCCUCCUCGCCGCAGGACCUGAGCACCAGUUCUGGCACCACCCCCAACCCUCAGACCAGCAGGAGUCCGACGGAUCCUUCGACGGCAGCCUCGGCCGCCCCCGGCCAGCAAAGCUCGGCUUCCUCCACCGCCUCCAACAACAACUCAGGCUCUGGAGGCAAAAGCAGUGGCAACCCGCCGCACAUCUACCCCUGGAUGAAGAGGGUGCACCUUGGCCAAAGUGAGUUCCGCACUGUGAAUGCUAACGGCGAGACAAAGCGACAACGGACGUCAUACACGCGCUACCAGACGCUGGAGCUGGAAAAAGAGUUCCACUUCAACCGCUACCUGACGCGGCGGCGACGCAUCGAGAUCGCUCACGCACUCUGCUUGACGGAACGCCAGAUCAAGAUUUGGUUCCAGAACAGGCGGAUGAAGUGGAAAAAGGAGCACAAGAUGGCCAGUAUGAAUAUCGUUCCGUACCAAAUGCCGGCCCAUUUCCUGCCCCCUUCCCACCAUCACCUGGCGCACUUUGCACACUUCCAGGGCGACACGCGGUGCUGACAGCAGGACUAUAGCCAGUACUAGGCCCUGGUGCGUGCGAGGCGCCUGUAAAUAGACAGCCUGUACAGUUAGUUGACUAAUUCUCAUUCAAGAAGUACAUUUAAUAUUAUUAAAGCACUCUUUCAUUUUUUUAUUGGGCUGAAUUUCGCCGCCAAUGUGUAAUAAAGUUUAGAUUUGUGUCCACCCUGCAAGCAACGCAACCGGCGAGGUCCCUUAAAUUGUUGAUCGGUUAAAUUACAUAAUAGACUGAGUGAUUUUGAGACAGUGCCGAUUGUGAGCUUUUCUGUUUUGGGAGAUGUAUGUAAAAAUUCCUCCAUUUACUGUUGUGCCAUUCGGAUUAACUCCUUGAAUAUUUUUGGUCAGCUAAUGAGGACGUUAGAUUAAGAAUCGCAAAAUUUGUAUUUAAUCUCUCAAAUUAAAAUUAUACAUUGCGCCCUGAUGACAACUUUUAUAUAGAAAAAAGACAGACUAGUUUUAUCUCAUGCGCUCUUGAUACAUAAAAUAAUUUGAAAACCUAUCACUUUAGAAAAAUGUGUGCAAAGUGAGCAAAGCAAAUUCGGAUUCACACAGGGAAAAGAAUAGCUAAAUAACAUUAAUGCUAAUUAACCACCAAACCAUGUUACUGAGAGCAUUGUCGUCAAGUAGAAUGCAGAUAAAUGCAUAAUAUACUUGUAGUGCUGCUGCCAGUGGAAAAAAGAAUUUGCGCAUGACUUGUUUGUAACUUGUAGUUGUUUCUGUCGAAACGAAAAAUCGCAUGAGAAUAAAUUAUCCUUCACUUUCAUAGUACGCCGUUAAUAAUUUGUUUUGAAAAUGCCUGUGAGUAUUUCAAUUAAUGGCUGCUAUUGAGGAAUGAUAGAACGUCUAUAAUAACUCUCAAAAUUGAUUAAACCUUUCAACGUUGUGACUCAAUCAACUCUGAGCUGCUGCAGUUUAGCAUUUUUACCUAAAAAAUACUUAAAUUACAAUAAUGAGUAAUUAAGAAGCAUGAUGAAUUAUUUUUAAGCAAGUGUAAAUAUGUGCAUGCCUGACGCAUGUUGCAUUAAAUAUACAAAAAAACAGGCAUCUCAAAGUAGAUUUACUGAGGGACAUUUAAAUAAAUUAUUUACAAAUUUCAAAUCAAUUAAUAAUUUUAAAAAAAAAUCAUAAUUUUUAAAUUAUUUCUAUGCCUUUGAAUUUUAUUUCCAAUUUAAUUUCUCAGUUCUAAAAACUUGAAGACUUAACCUUAUUUAAUAUAAUGCAAUUCGUCUUCAGAUAAUGCUAAUUACUUUUGAAUAUCCCUCAACUUGAUAACAAUUAUUGAAAUUUAGAAUACAGAACAAUGCUUUGUGAUCUCAACGAGUUGACUCUUUUAAUUUUUAUUAUUGAACGCAAAUUAACGUGUAUACGAGUAGUUGUAUACUAUAUUAACUAUGAACACUCUGCUUGAUUUUGUGUGCGUGUGUUUGCUACCCUUGCAAAAAUCAAUGGUGGAGGUGUGAGCAGAGCUUUGGUGUGUGUUGCAGACAUGCAUCUCGCCUCGCUGCAGGACGAGGCCAUGUGCUACCAAAUGGGCCCCUCAAUGCACCGGGGCCUGUACGCUUGCGGCGGCCCCUACGGCUAGCACGGGGCUUCCGGGGCCCCGAUGACGUACUCGGGGUACCUGCACCAUCAGACCAGGGACUUUAACAGCUGGGCCUGAGCAGCCUGGCACCUCUCUCAAUUCCACUACUUUCUCGGGACUCGCAAAAAAUAUACUUGUGCGGUUGUGAUGAUGACUUUUAGUAUGUAAUUAAUUGUUGUUAUGAUUGAUUAUUAUUUUUCAAGUGAUAUUUCGUACACGCAAGCAUAUAUUAUUCGAGUUUAUUUGUGUAAAUACUGUGUAUGAUUUUUUUUUUUAUCAUUAUUUGUAUAAAAGUAAUUUAUAAGUAGAGGAUUUAUCUUCGCAGCAAUUUCAAAUGCGGAACUAAACAGGGAUUUGUCUCAAGCAUUGACUCUCUAUAAUUGUUUUGUAAUUUUUGUUACAUUCUUAAGUGCGGUGUUGUGUGCAUGUGGCAACUUUUGAAUUGUUAAUAAUAUAUUCACUACAAUAUUAUUAUCGUGAUAUGUAGUUGGUAAUAAUGAUUAAUGACAGAAAAAGACGCGCAUUGCAAGUCCCUUUGAUCAUUGUAUACACACUUUCUUAUGGAAAAAUACUUAUUUCUUCUAGUAAAGGUUCAGAUUAAUAUAAGAG
Molecule: messenger RNA, 3250 nt
Organism: Neocloeon triangulifer
Lineage: Eukaryota; Metazoa; Arthropoda; Insecta; Ephemeroptera; Baetidae
Product: homeotic protein Sex combs reduced-like
Exons: 2
Coding region: 70-1041 (323 amino acids)
Biological process (GO): anterior/posterior pattern specification; regulation of transcription by RNA polymerase II
Cellular component (GO): nucleus
Molecular function (GO): DNA-binding transcription factor activity, RNA polymerase II-specific; RNA polymerase II cis-regulatory region sequence-specific DNA binding
Source: RefSeq, a predicted model, not a curated record